Molecule: messenger RNA, 615 nt
Organism: Oreochromis niloticus (Nile tilapia)
Lineage: Eukaryota; Metazoa; Chordata; Actinopteri; Cichliformes; Cichlidae
Gene: uba52
Product: ubiquitin A-52 residue ribosomal protein fusion product 1
Exons: 5
Coding region: 164-550 (128 amino acids)
Biological process (GO): translation
Cellular component (GO): ribosome
Molecular function (GO): structural constituent of ribosome; protein binding
Source: RefSeq, a predicted model, not a curated record
AAGAAUUUUUCAUAAUGAAAAAAUAAAGUUUUUAAAAUGUAAACACUUUUAAUGUAACACAUUUUAUUCGCAAAGAGAUAGCAAAUCAGGAAGUGACGUAUUUCAGCGUCAGCCUCUUCCGCUCUCUUUUCGUUGAGGCUCAGCUAGCGGCCGGCCUGCAAACAUGCAGAUCUUCGUGAAGACAUUGACGGGGAAGACCAUCACCCUUGAGGUUGAGCCCAGUGACACUAUUGAAAAUGUCAAGGCAAAGAUUCAGGACAAGGAAGGAAUUCCCCCUGAUCAGCAGCGUCUGAUCUUUGCUGGCAAACAGCUGGAGGAUGGCCGCACACUGUCCGACUACAACAUCCAGAAAGAGUCUACUCUCCAUCUGGUUCUGCGUCUGCGUGGUGGCAUCAUUGAGCCCUCACUCAGGCAACUGGCCCAGAAAUACAACUGCGACAAGAUGAUCUGCCGCAAGUGCUAUGCCCGUCUGCACCCCCGUGCUGUCAACUGCCGCAAGAAGAAGUGCGGACACACCAACAACCUUCGUCCCAAGAAGAAGCUGAAAUAAACAUUUACAACUAAAUUGGCACUCUGUGCUAUUUUGUGUUAAAAUAAAUGUAGAAAAAAAACUGC